CUUUAACCUGUGUUAUGGAUAAGCAAUCAUGUGGUGCCUCCCAGAUUGUUAUAGUUGCAGGAUGAUGGGGGCGCAGGGUAAUGGGGGGUGCAGAGCACCUAUAUUUGUCUUCCUCUCCCCCUAGCAGUGACAUUGGCUCUCGAUGGGAGUUUGCAGGGAGGUGAUGUGUAUCGGUGCCAGCCUUUCUACUUCAUGCACACGCUUUGCUGAAAUGGCAGGAAUGUAAAUCUGUGGCUGCGGGGCGUGAAAAUCAUGCGGUGGUCGAGCCGGGAGCAGCAGCCAUAACUGUGCCUGGAAGUAAUCACUGUGAGAAAAGAGGACAGUCAGCGAGACCUAGUGUCACUUGUUUCCCAAUGAGAGGAUCAUGUCGAUCUCACAGUUGGGGUGAUCCAUAGCAUGGCUGCUUCCCGAUCGACUCGCGUCACAAGAUCUACCGUGGGGUACAACGGAUUGGACGAAAGCUUCUGUGGGCGCACCCUGAGGAACCGCAGCAUCGCUCACCCGGACGACGUCAUCCCACCGUCGCUUCUAAGAUCGAGGUCCCCAAAGAAAAGGCCCGAACCUGCCCAGGUCCAAAAGGGAAGUAUUACCAAGGGCGGCGCAGAGGUGAAGCAGCCGGCUCCUCGGGAAUCUUGGGUCAGCCCAAGAAAGAGGGGUCUAUCUGUUUCCGAAAAGGACAGCAACGAAAAAGACAGCGUGGAAAACAGCGACAAAAAGUCCAGCGGACCGCUGUCCCCUGUGCUGAAAAAAAUCAAGCGUUACCUGCGAUCUGAGGAAGCAGGGAGCCCGGAGGAGGAGGAAGAAUUGCCCAGUACAUUUAAGACAGACUCCUCGGAAAGGAGGAUAUCGGAGUCGGACAAUGAAACAGAGAGUCCCCGCUCUAAGCGAACUCAUCGAUGUUUUCUAUUGGAUGAUAGUAACCAAAGGGAAAUCAAAAGCGAAUCGGGGUCCGACAAACUUGUGAAAAAAAUCCUCCCUGAUGGGGACGUGUUCAAUCAUCAGGCUGUGAACGGUAUUGACAAUGAGACUGCUGCUGUAAAUUGUAAUAACCGCCCUUCGGGUGGAAGUGUUAAACAGAAUAAUACUAGUGUGUUCCCUCCCCCCAGGGAGUUAAUCGUAACGGAGAACGGGAACUUGUUGACGCCUUGCCCCGUGCUCAGUGUCGGCAAAAAGGACGCGCUAUCAGACCACAAUGUGCCUUGCACGCACUCCCAGGAGCAGGCAGACAGACUGGACCAUGAAAUAGUUAACAACUGCCUACCUAUUGACUUCAUAAACCAGACCAAUGAAGGGGCGGGGGUCCCCUGUACGGAGCAGACUGUACGGGACUCUGAGGAGGAGCUGGACGUAGUGGGUGACAGCGUCUCCAAGGAACAAACCUCUCCAAGCCCCACUCAGGAGAAACCGGUGUCUGCAGAGGCUUCGUCUGGUUCACCAGGGUUGGAGGCGGUUGCCUCUCUGGAGACUUGCUUCUCGGACACUAAAGAACAUAGAUAUACUUUAAGAACUUCCCCCAGGAAGCCUGUGUCUGUGAAGGACAGCCCCUCUCUGUGCGGGGAGAACGGGCAGGCAGAGGAGGGUGCUGGGGAGAGCAGCGGACAGGAUGGUGUUGUGAACGGCGCCGGGGUUAAUCCGGACAGUGACAAAAAGCAAAGCGGUGCUGCAAAGGGUUCACAGGAAAAACCCGCCGGUCCCGCCUCCAGCGCAGAAAGUGCUGCACCAUCCGCCAAGGAGAGCGGCAGUGCCCAGCCUGCGGAGGAGGAGGACGAGGAGCCCGAUGUCUAUUACUUCGAGUCCGACCACGUGGCGUUAAAACACAACAAAGAUUAUCAGCGGCUAUUACAGACGAUUUCCGUGCUGGAGGCGCAGCGCUCUCAAGCUCUUCUCGACCUGGAAAGGUUAUCCCAGCAGCAGAGGGACGCCCUGGCCGAUCCGAUCGGAUUUGUUGAGAAACUUCAAAAGCAGGAGGACAUGGGAAUUCCUCGCCCCCAGAGGAUUGUCCAGUUACCAGAGAUUUCUUGGGACCAGUACACCACAACCCUCGGGAACUUCGAGAGAGAGUUCAGGAACAGGAAAAGAAACUCGAAGAGAGUAAAGCUGAUUUUCGAUAAAGUUGGGUUACACGCCAAUUCUCAAAGAGCAGCAGAUAAGGAAGGAGAAUCGUCAUCUUAUUCUGUUCUACCCCAAAGCGACAGUCAAGAAAGCUCUGCGAGCAACCUACAGAUAAGAGGCCGGUUUUGUGUGGACUCUAAACCUGGGACCUUUAAUCAGUUAUGGACUGUAGAGGAGCAGAAAAAAUUGGAGCAGCUUCUCCUGAAGUUUCCACCAGAAGAGAUUGAGUCAAAGAGGUGGCAGAAGAUUGCGGAUGAGUUAGGGAACCGGACUGCCAAGCAGGUUGCCAGCCGAGUUCAAAAGUAUUUUAUAAAAUUGACCAAAGCUGGAAUCCCGGUACCGGGACGGACCCCAAACCUGUACAUGUAUUCUAAGAAGGCAUCAAGUAAGCGGCAGCACGUCCUCAACAAGCAUCUGUUCAAGCCGUCCACCUUCAUGACGUCCCAUGAACCUCCGGUGUUUAUGGAAGAGGAUGACGACCACUCCAGUUUUCACAGCCGGGACCUUGAUAAUGUGGCGGACGAGGAUGACGACAUAUCGGAUGAAGAGGGUAUUCCCACCUCUUACCGCGAACUCGCAGAAUAUAAAGAACUACUUGAACUUAAGAAGUUGAAGAGGCAAAGGCUCAAUGAGAUGGAGGCAGAGAGCGGCUUUGUGCAGCACGUUGGCUUCAAAUGUGAUAAUUGCGGCAUAGAACCAAUCCAGGGUAUUCGGUGGCGCUGUCAGGAUUGCCCUCCGCAGAUGUCUGUGGAUUUCUGUGACUCCUGCUCCGACUGUUUAUACGAGACACAAACCCACAAAGAGGAUCAUCACCUGGAGCCGGUGUAUAAAGCAGAGACAUUCCUAGACAGAGAUUACUGCAUGCCUCACAGCACCAGCUACAACUACCUGGACCCCAACUAUUUCCCAGCCAACAGAUGACGUGAGCCGGCCAGGAACGCUCGGCAAUCUCUCUCUCUCUUCUCCAAACGCAAAGGGGGUAGCGGAGCAGUCCCGCCGUUUCCGGAAGUCACAUGACUGAACGCACCUGCUCUCACAGCAUGAUCCCUAUGUGGAAAGAUCCAUUAUACUCCACCUGCACCCUACAGCAGUAGAACAUUCCACGGGCGCAUAAUGACCUCACCCAUCGCCGGGAGCCUGCCCCCUAGUGACAAGCCCGUUUUCAAGAACAACAUAAAAAUCACAGUGCACGUUACGGACACGGACAUCUAUUUUUUUUUUCCAAAGGCUUCCGGAAAGAAAAAAAAAAUUGUCAAAAAAUGUGAACUAUUUAUAUUAAAACCGGUUUACUAGCUUGCAGUUUUUUGUGAAAUAUAUUUUUUUUUUUAUCUUCUUAAUUUUUUUUUUUGCACAAAAACUGACAUUUUCGGAAGGUUUUAACCAAUCACAGUGUUCACGUAAUAGACGCUACUGUUAAGGAUGACAGAACUUUUGACGUUUGCCCCAUUUUCUCCCCCCCCCCCCUCCCCCUUCCUUACGGAUUAACUCUUACUUCUGCUUGACUCUUGAGCUGCUUUUACAUGAUGGAUGAUGAUGAUGAACUACAAUCAAGCACUACAGAUGGGGGUCUGUGGCCGCUUCUCUAACCAGCUCGUCCCGUGUGUGUGUGUAUGUAUGUAUGUGUGUGCGCGCGCGUGUGAAUGUCGAAGAUUUUCACUCAGAUCUAUUUUUUAAAUGUAAUGUUCAAGAUGACCAUGUGACGUGUAAAAAAAAAAGAAAAAAAAAAAUGGUGAAAAAAAAAAAGUGCCACUCGUAGUUACUGUGUAAAGUCUAACACUUUCUUAGGUCCUUCCUAGAAAAAAAAUAAAAUAAAAAAUAAAAUAAUACACAGCCUUCUGCCUCCAGUCUUUGGGAAUCUUUAAUGUGGCCCACCCAAGGAUGAGAAAAAAAAAUUAUAAUAAAAAAUUUAUAAAUAAAUAAAAAAAAAAAAAAAAAAAAUUAAAUGCUUAUUGUAAAUCCUCUAUGUAUUGUAUUUUUUUUUUAUUAUUAUUAUUAUUUUUAGUCGCACAAAAUCCAUAAAAACAAAAAAUAGUAUUUUUAUUAAUAUUUAAGCAAGCGGUUGUUAUACAUAGAUCUAUACGGAGGAGCUACACGGUCACGUCAGACAUCGUCCUAUAGACUGUUCUCCGAGUGAUGGACUUUGAGGAUCUGUGACUUUAAAAACUCUCCGGCAGGGAAAGAGUAGACAUUUUGUAAACUUUUAUUUUAAAUAUUUUUUUUUCCAGUUUUUUGUUUUUUUAUUUUAAUUUUUUUUCUCUGUGUAAAACCGUAUGUUCUUAACUCGGUUGUCAGGAGGACUGUAAACAAUAAACUGUGUGAGUACUA
Messenger RNA from Hyla sarda, 4437 nucleotides. RefSeq names its product zinc finger ZZ-type containing 3 (gene ZZZ3). The transcript is spliced from 12 exons. The record is from RefSeq and is a predicted model, not a curated record. The coding region runs from base 397 to 3033 and encodes 878 amino acids. Gene Ontology annotation, molecular function: zinc ion binding. NCBI's taxonomy places the organism in Eukaryota, Metazoa, Chordata, Amphibia, Anura, Hylidae.